This is a messenger RNA of Cherax quadricarinatus, 9450 nucleotides long. The record is from RefSeq and is a predicted model, not a curated record. Lineage: Eukaryota; Metazoa; Arthropoda; Malacostraca; Decapoda; Parastacidae.
AGACAACCAGUUGACCCCUGGAUAUCGUCAAGGGAGGUGCGUGCUGGUCUGUUGUGUCGGAAACUUCUUCACAAUGGCUUCGAUUGUGUUCUUAAGUUUAUUUAAUAACGAACCAUGAUUUAAAUAUGUAUCGUAUUAUCGAACAGCAUUCUGGUCGAAUGUCUGACGGUACUAGAGGCAGAUUUCUUUAGUGACACCUGCCAAUGCUGCUCAGGUGUGAGUGGUGGUGAUUGUGUCCAAGUAGUGACUAGGUAAUCCAGGUACACAUUUUCUCUUACUUUUGUAAGGAAAUCUCUUGAGCAUCGCCGAUUACUAGUGAUUAGAAAUUAAUUAAUGUAUGGUGAGGGCAUCUGAUCACCUGGAGUCGUGAGCAGCUUCGAACAAGUUAGCAAAAGUGACUUUGGUCUAAGGAAGAGUCGAGUUGCCAAGAUGGGAGUGUGCUGGGUAUUCUGGAAGGCCGUGUUGCUGCUGCUGCUGCUGCUGCUCACGAGUUUGUCCUCAUCUGACGCUCAAGGACGGGUGCAGGCGCCGAGGUUUAUUGGUCCUCAGGUGGCGACGGAGAGCGUAGUGAGCGAAGGACACACCAAGAUCCUGCAGUGCCAAGCUUUAGGUUACCCACAGCCAGAGUACAGAUGGAUGAGAGAUGGAGAGCCGCUGGGGGAGUUCUCCAGUGAGACCUUCUACAAGAUCCCCUCCGUCAGUAGAGACGAUGCUGGAGACUACCGCUGUGUGGCACGCAACUCUGCUGGUGCUAUAUUCUCAGCCAAAACCUCAUUCUCAGUGGCGUAUAUGAGUGGAUACAACAAUACCGAAAAUACAGUGAUGACGGUACAAGCUGGGGAAGCAGCUGUUCUCUCUCUGCCUCCUCUGGAGUCCUAUCCUCCACCCUCUGUCACAUGGUUGGCUGAUGACAUCUUACUCUAUGGCAUCAAGUAUGCCACCACAGACCCUGAUAACCAGUUCAUUAUUUUGGCAACCCAACCCACUGAUAUGAAGACCUACAGUGCUCGUAUCACCAACACUCAGCUUGGAGUAGAAGAAGUCAGUGGAGGUAUUACUCUCAUAGUUGAGGGUGAAGAAGGAAGAAAUGAGGAGAUUCCACCUUCAAUUAUUGUACCACCUCUCAACACAACUAUUAUCAAGGACUCCAGUAUUGCACACUUGCAGUGUAUUGCAAAUGCCAGACCACUAUAUCAGUUAGAAACUCUUUGGUUCAAGGAUGAUAUACCUAUAGAACAAUCAGGUGUUGUGUUCUCCUUCAAUGGCUUAUGGAAUCGCACUCUUAGCCUCCUCCAGGCUGACCUACAUUAUGCUGGUGUUUACAAAUGCCAGGUUCGUCUGCGCACAAGUAUUGAUGAGCCAAUUCAAGCUGCUGCCCAAGUUGUUAUUUAUGAUCGCCCAAAGCUUAAGGAGCAACUUCCUGUGGACACUUUUGCUGAUUUGGGCAAAACACUGACUAUUCCUUGUACUGCAGCAGGUGCUCCUAUUCCUUAUGUUACCUGGUAUAGAGAUGCUGUAAAUGUCAUCACUUUGGAUGAUAACAGGUAUCGAGUUCUUCUCAAUGGAUCUCUGGCCAUUUCUGCAGUUCAUAUCAAUGACACUGGAAUGUAUCAGUGCCUGGCAUCUAAUUCUGCUGGGGAAACAUCAGCCUACACUUGGCUAAAAGUUAAAAAGUGGUGGGAUGAUCCUCCUAAUCGUGUACACAGGUCCUUGAAAGCCAGGGCCUUUGCUCACUAUCCAUCUGCUCCCCUCAUGUUGAUAUCACCGGAGAACAUGACUGUAUUGGAUGGCCAGGACGCCACCAUCUCUUGUCGUGCAGGCGGAGCUCCUCAGCCUAAUGUUACCUGGUUAUAUAAUGAUGAUCUGGAACUGGUGGAGAAUGGUCACUAUCAAAUCUUAAGUUCUGGAGACCUACUUAUUGCUGGUGUUAACACUCGUGAUGAAGGAAAAUACACUUGUCUUCGUUCAAAUGAAGCUGGAACUGUGUCAGGAAAUGCUUGGCUCUCCAUCCUAGUCAAAACUCAGAUAUCGCAGCCACCCGUUGAUACACGAGUUAUAUUGGGUCGGGUGGCAACACUACAGUGCAAAGUAUCCCAUGCUCCAACAGUGUUAGUUGAAAUUCACUGGUUUCAUGGAAACAAUAUCAUUGACCCUGAAGGAAGUCCUCGGAUUAGUGUGCGACAAGAUGGAACAUUGGAGAUACAAGAGGUUCGAGCAGCAGAUGUUGGACUUUAUACUUGUGUGGUUAUAUCAUCUGGUGGAAAUGAGACUCGUUCAGCGAGAUUGGAGGUUAUAGAGCUGCCUUAUGCUCCGACUGGUGUACAGGCUGAACGCACGCCAGGAAUCCCUAAAUCUGUUAAAGUUUCCUGGACUCCAACAUUUGAUGGAAAUAGUCCUAUAAUUAAAUUUAUCAUCCAGAAGAGAGAGGUCCCUACAGAAGGUAUAGUUGAUGAUCUGGGUCUGAACUGGGUAACAGUGCUAACAAAUAUAAGUGCUACAGCUAUUGAGGCUGUCAUAGGAGAGCUGAGACCUUCCACAGGUUACCAGUUUCGGGUCUCAGCAGUGAAUAAUGUUGGUGAAGGGUCUCCCUCCGAACCAUCUAACACAGUUAUCCUUCCACAGGAAGCUCCAUCAGGUCCUCCCCAAGGUCUGGUGGGUUCUCCCAGGUCCUCGACAGAAAUUAUGAUUCAGUGGGAGGCUCCCACAGAAGAUGAAAGGAAUGGGAUACUUCUUGGAUAUAUGGUACGCUAUAGACUAUGGGGAUACAAGGAUGCGCAGUGGUACUAUCGCAACAUAACCAAAGAGAGAUUAAAGACUGUUCAACGCUUCGUUGUUGGCCACAAGUACAAGAAUCAACACAAUUAUCUAAUUGGAGGGUUGAUAAUUUGGAAAGACUAUGAGAUCCAGGUUGCUGCAUAUAACAUCAAAGGUGUUGGUGUUUACUCUCGUAGUAUACGCCUUAAAACAAAAGAAGGAAUUCCUGCUGCUCCACCAAAAAAUGUUAAAGCCAUAGCUAUUAGCUCAACCACCAUCAAAGUUUCAUGGAAGCCACCAGAUCCCUGGAUGAUUAAUGGAAUCAAUCAGGGCUAUAAAGUUCAAGCAUGGCAAAAUAUACCUGAAGGCUCUGUUGAACCAGAUAAAACUCUGACUGUUCCUCCAAGUCCAUAUCCUGAUGCUAAUGAGUCAGCAGAACUCAGUGACCUUAACAAAUAUACAGUGUACUAUAUUACAGUACUGUGUUUCACACAUCCUGGUGAUGGCACACCAUCGCAACCAUUGAAGAUUCAAACACUAGAGGAUGUUCCUGAUUCAGUGGAAAACUUGAAAUUUGAAGACAUUAGUGAUCGAUCAGUGCGUGUGCUGUGGGAUGAACCCAAGCAGAGCAACGGAAUCCUUAAAGGCUACACGCUCUCAUACAUGGUGAAGGACUCGCCUCAUACCAAAAUUAUUCAAAAUUUGACUGCUGAUGUUACCACCUUCAUGGUCACUGAAUUAUCGGCUACAACUUUUUACACAUUUGAAGUGUAUGCAUGGACCUCUGUAGGACCAGGUAUGACAGUGGCUGCAACAUUACAAUCCGGUGUUGAACCAGUAUUGCCAGAGCCACCAACCCGUCUGGCUGUCUCCAAUAUUCAGGCUUUCUCAGUAAUGCUUCAAUUUACUCCUGGCUUUGAUGGCAAUGCCUCUAUUUCCAAAUGGACUGUACAAGCACAAUCUUCUCGCAGUAGCACUUGGGAAACAAUAUAUGAAGUUUCUGCUCCAGAUGCCACUACAAUUACAGUGCAAAAUCUCAUCCCGUAUACGAAAUACCACUUACGACUUAUUGCAAAUAACGUAGUUGGUGCCUCAUCUCCCUCUGAGUCUUCUCCUGAUUUCCAAACCCUUCAAGCAGAGCCAGCUCACCCACCAUCAAAUAUGACUGUGAGAGCUAUGUCCUCCACUCAGCUUCGAGUUCGAUGGAUUCCUUUACAGCAGUUUGAAUGGUAUGGUGCACCACAGGGCUACCGUAUCAGAUAUCGACCACUUGGAUGCGAGUGUGAAUUUUCUGAAGAUUUUGUUUACGACAACACUGCUAAUUCACAUCAGCUGGUAUCUUUGCAAGAGUACACACAAUAUGAAGUGACAAUGGUUGCAGUAAAUGACAUUGGUCCAUCGUCUUUGGCUCCUGCUGCAAUAGAAAGAACUCGAGAAUCUGUGCCAAGUGCUGGACCUGAUAACGUGAGUGCGAAUGCAACGUCUUCAACCACAAUUGUCGUACGUUGGAAGGAAGUGCCCAAGAUUCACCAAAAUGGUAUCAUAGAAGGGUACAAAGUGGUUUAUGUUGGUAAAAACAUGAAGCCACAAGAGAAAGUGAUCCGCAACAAUAAUACAUUUGCUGCAACCAUAACCCAGCUUCGAAAGUAUUACCAGUAUACUGUACAAGUUUUGGCCUAUACUAGGCUGGGUGAUGGAACAUUAUCCACUCCACCUCUCUUAGUACAAACCCAUGAAGAUGUUCCUGGGCCACCAUCAGAAAUCUCUUUUCCUGAUGUGUCCUUCACAUACGCACGCAUUAUUUGGGAUGUCCCAGAAGAGCCAAAUGGUGAGAUAACAGCAUAUUCCAUUGUGUACCAUCUAGCUGAGAGCACAGAUGUCAACAAUACUUUGGAGUUUGGUCCUACUACACGUACUUACAAGGCGGUAGAGUUAAAGCCCGAGAGCUACUACAUGUUCCUAGUGAGUGCACGCACACGUCUAGGUUACGGCCAAGCAUUAAAAGCUCCUGUGUACACGACAAAUAACAGAGAACUGCCUGCACCUCCCUCUCGCCCUUCAGUCUCACACUCUCAAAUCACAUCAAGAACAAUAACUUUCUCUUGGAACCCUGGCAGGGAUGGAUUUGCUCCCAUCAGAUAUUACACUGUCCAGUACACUGAAAGUAACAGUGGGUGGCAAACCAUUGAUGAAAGGAUAGAUUAUUCUGGGAAUAGCUACACUACUGAGAAUCUAAAGCCUUUUACUGCUUACAAGUUUAGACUUAAAGCAACCAAUGACAUUGGGGCAAGUGGUUGGAGUGACAGCAGUGUGGAGGUCAGGACGCUUCCUGCUGCACCUGUCGAACCUCCAACUGAUAUUAAGGUCAUUCCAAUAACAACAAAGAGUGUGCGGGUGGAAUGGACACCCCUCUUCCCUAACUCCUGGAGUGGAGAUACCAAGACUGGUGGCUACAGAGUUAAAUUUCGUCAGAUAUCAGACAUUCCCACAGCCUUCAGUAUGCAGCAGAAGGAGUUGAAGGAUACUCUAGCUAGAGAAGUUGUAUUAGAGGAUCUACAGGUGGAUACAAAUUAUGAAGUGUUGGUGGUAGCUUAUAAUGCUCAGGGAGAGUCACCAUCAUCUGCCCCAUCCACAGUGUAUGUAGGAGAAGCUGUCCCAACAGGCAAUCCUAAGAAUGUAAAAGCUGAGGCUUUAUCAUCAACUGAAGUAAAAAUUUCCUGGGAGCCACCAGAGGAGCAGGAUAAAAAUGGGGAACUUCUUGGCUACAAGAUUUUCUACAGAAGCGAGAAAGACCCAGAAGGCUCGGAAGAGAUUGAAGUAAUUGGGGCCUCGACUACAAAUUAUGAACUGCUGUACUUGGACAUGUAUACACGAUAUAUUAUUACCAUCUUGUGCUUUAACCCGGCUGGGGAUGGCCCUAAGUCAGAACCUGUGUAUGCAAGAACACUUCAAGAUCUCCCUGGACCUGUUGCUAAUUUAAGCUUCACUGACAUCACAAUGAAUAGCCUUAAAGUUGUUUGGGAUGCUCCUGCAAGACCGAAUGGGAAGAUAGUGGGAUACCUUGUUACAUACGAGACUGCCAGGCCUGAUGAAAACUUUAGUAAGCAAGUAAAACAGAAAGUAACUUCUUCAUACUUGUUGGUGACAUCACUAGAAGAAGAAGUUGCUUACGAAUUUAGCGUUAGAGCACAGACUGUUGAUUAUGGUCCAGAGGUACAAGCAAAUGUGACAACAGGGCCUCAGCCAGGCUCUCCAGCACGGCCAAAAGACCUAACAUUAACCAAGACUGUGUCCAGUGUGACAUUACAUUGGCGCAAUAGUCAUUCUGGGAAGGACUCAAUCCUUGGCUAUUAUAUCGAGGCAAGAAAAAUUGCAGCCACCUUUGAAUGGCAGAUGUACUCGGAUACAUGGUCAGUACUGAUGAAGACUGAAACUGGUGAGGUGGAGGAGUACACAGUGUCAUACCAGAACUUGCUGCCAUCUACACAAUAUGAAUUUAGACUUAUUGCUUACAACAAGUAUGGCAUAUCAUAUCCAGCAGUUGCUAAUGAGAAGAUUGUAACUCCAUCAAAGCGGUUUCUAGAGUAUGGAUAUCUCCAACAGCGGCCAUUCUAUCACCAGACAUGGUUCAUGGUGACACUGGCAGCUAUCUCAAUUGUUCUCAUCAUCAUAGUUAUCGCUGCACUUUGUGUCAAGAGUAAAACUUACAAAUACAAACGUAUUGUAGAGGAAUUGUUGUCAGCACAAGAAGCAGCUAACAAGACAAUGGAGGAGUCGUUAAACACUGAUGAGACAGCAUUCUCCACUUUUGAGAUGAGACAAUCAAGGCGUGGCACUGUAAGCAAACGGAGUACCUUAGGACGUAGAUCCGUUGUUGGUGCCACUGCUGUUGUCAAUGCAAAAUCACCACCACGACCUGCCCCAGCAUCCAUCACUUACUCAGAUGAGGAUACAGUAAAAGGAUAUGAUGAAAAUCCUGACGAUUCAAGUGAACUAACUGAAAAACCAACAGACUUAUCCUCGACUGCCUCUGAGCAGGAGUCUGAGAGUGAAAACGAGUCACACCAUUCGGAACCACACUCUUUUGUUAAUCACUAUGCUAAUGUUAAUGAUACACUUCGCCAGUCUUGGAGAAGACAAAAGCCGGUUCGCAAUUAUUCAAGUUAUACAGAUUCUGAAGCUGAAGGAAGUGCAGUGAUGAGUUUAAAUGGAGGACAGAUUAUCAUGAAUAAUAUGGCUGGAUCAAGAGCACCUUUACCAGGUUUUUCUUCAUUUGUAUAGGUAAGAAAUUUUAUAGAAAUAUAGACAAUUGAUAAAAGACAAACUACUUUAAGUCCUUCUUUGUAUGUGAUAUAAUGAUGAUGAUCUCAAGGAGAUCUGAAUUAGUGAGAAGAUUGGCUCAGGUGAAACCAAGGGAACACAUUGGUUACUGCCAUGAUCAAACACCUGUAGCUUGUUUCAAGUGUGUCAAAUGGACACUGGUCCCUCGUUGUCUGUGAUAUGUACAGAAGUAAUGUAAAUAUUUUUACUUUUAAGGAAUCAUCCUCAUAAACUAUGAACUUUGGAAUGGCCGUGGCUAGAGACACUUGUGGCACAUCCCCUGGGUUAUACCAAAGCUCUUCAGCCAUGUUGGACCCAGGAAUUUGCAUUAAAUCUAUGUAUGUUAGAAUAUAUUUACUGUAGUGGCUACAGUUUCUUGAUCUACUGUAUCAUUUAAAGAAAGCCUAGUAUUUUUCUGUAAUUACAAGUCAAAUUGUUUGCUGAACCAUUUUAGGAGUGUAAAGGUUGACUUAGUUACCAGUAAAAUUUUAAAGACUUGCAAGGAAACCCAAAGAAAUAUUUGUUAUUUGGUUGCUGUGUUUUAAAAUUACAAGCAAAAUUUAAACUUCUGUUUGUAGAUAAUUUUUUGUUUCAUACUUAAAAUCUGAACCAUUAGUUAAUUUAUGCCAAAGCUUGGAGCAUUCAUUAAUAUAAGGACUCUCAACAAUGUGAAUUAACAGUAUUUUUAUGCAUUUAACAUAAACAUUUUAAUGUCUUAUCUUUUCAUUAUCAUAGUCAUUUCAUCUGUAUUACUUAUUACUAUAACAACUGUAACAUUAAGCAGGCAUUAUUUCAGUACUUGAAUGGAUGUGAUGAAAGUAGUAAGUCCCUUUUAUAAUUUCUUUGCAUUUGAUAUAUAAAAGUUCAGAUUCAUUAAUUUGUCGAGAAUUAAUAAUGCAAAUCAUGAGAGAAAUAAGAGAAGCUUAAAUUUUUUAUGGCACUUUCAUUUAAAACUCAUGCACAGUACCUCAGUUUGUAUACUGCAUGUCAUUAUUACCUCUUUUUAUUUAUAAACUGGAUAUUUUUAUAUUCAUUGUCUUUUUAGUAUCAGAUGUGUGAUUAUUUUUCUAUUAUAAAUCUCAAAAUAAAAUUGUUCUAAGGCAGAAACUGCUUCACACAAUUCUUUUUUGUAGUUUAGUUUUUUUUAUGCUCAAAAUCAUCAGGUUUUUCAUAUUGCCUAUGCUGUGUAUAGCAGAGUUCAGUACUUAUGAACACUUUGGGCUGGAUUCCAUAUAUGUUUAUCAAACAUUUUAUGCUGCACUAGUGCGAGUGCUUUCAGUGGUUGCAGACAGUGUCUUUUUGCACAAGUACUUUUAUUUUGUUUUAUUACAAAAAGUUAAUUGUCUUGUAAUACUUCAUUUUACAAAUCUGUAAACCAAGCUGGCAAAGAUUAAACAUAGCAAAAUUUUGUGCAUAACUAAAGCUAUAAGUAUAAUUUUGAUGUCAGUUGAGUAAUUCAGCCAAUGGGAAAUAUUAGUUGACUCUACAGCAUGUUAACACUACAAAAGAUUGUGUAUUUUUGUAAGAGUGCAGAGGUAUUAGGAAAAUACUGACAAAUUAAGUGCUUGUGUCAUAGAAGAGGAACAAGAAUUCAUUAAUCAGGACUAUUUGCUAUUCUGCUUAAUUAAACAUGUACAAGUGAGGAGGUAGAUGAGAACAAAUAGGGAGAAGGGUACCAAGAAAAAAAAUCAGUAUUCACUUAGGCCCUUGUGCAUGUUGGGUAAUAUUGUGAAGCACUUAACCCAUAUGGGUUAAACAGCACAAAAAUUGGUAGAAGCUUGAUCCUUCAUCAGUUGAGAGAGGGAGAAACUACCUGGUUGUAGUUUGUAGCUAAAGAAGAAAAACACCAGUUUGAGAAAGAGGGUCUAUCACUACAGUAGUUCCUCCUGGGUCAUUCAAGGUCAGCUGGUCUAAUGAAGUGGUUAUCAGUAUGUAAAUAUUAUAAAGUACAAUUUUGAAUAUAACAUUUAAAAACUGGUGCUUUUUCAUAUGACCAUCACAAUGGUAGAGGAAAGAAAUUGCUAAACAGAAACAAAGUGGUUUCACUAACAAAAUUAACUUCAUUUCUUGUAGCUUUCUUUUUUUUUUUUUUUUUUUUUAGAAUGUAAAUCAUGACAAUAAGUAUUUAUCAAAUGUGUCUUGUAUGUAUGUAAAGUGCUCAUCACCACCACUGAUAGGAUCUCAAAGAUUAAUUAGGUGGAAAUUCAAAGGUUUAACAAGUUCUGUACCGCUGAUAGUUUGUAGUAGUUCAAAAGUGUCAUGUUCUAAGCCGCUGUUAGUAUAAAAUAGGUCAUGAAUAAUGUGUAAUUUUUUCUUCAGUACAAUGCAUUUUGUAAAUAUAUUCAUAAGAUUUUUCUAAUAAAAGUAUCCACUGUA